Saccoglossus kowalevskii is the source of this 2712-nucleotide messenger RNA. RefSeq names its product fork-head box N2/3 transcription factor. The record is from RefSeq and is a predicted model, not a curated record. Gene Ontology annotation, biological process: regulation of DNA-templated transcription. Gene Ontology annotation, cellular component: nucleus. NCBI's taxonomy places the organism in Eukaryota, Metazoa, Hemichordata, Enteropneusta, Harrimaniidae. Gene Ontology annotation, molecular function: DNA-binding transcription factor activity; cis-regulatory region sequence-specific DNA binding.
CGUAGUUCAUGUGGUUCAGGAUGGGCCACCAUUGUUUCCAAAUUAGAUAAGCGUAGGACUUUAUAGCUGUGGAUAUCUGUGCUGUAUUUGUCGGGAAUAACGAAAGAAUUUGUGGACUGUGUGACGCUAAUAACUUGUGACCAGAGCGAACAAUCGUAUAUACGUUUGCCAGACGAGCCGACUGCCACAUUUAUUCCAAGUACGGGAGUACGAAGAACCGAACUUUUAUAGAACUACCGACUUCACUUCCAGUUUGUUGCAUUCGGUGGUGAGAGGUAACCAUGCCUCCGAAUCGAAAACCUGGAAGCGUGUCUGCGUUACGUCGAGUUAGUCAAGGAUUGAGUCACAGCUUCCCGAGUGCUACGUUGUCGCGUGCAUUAGGACAAGUGGAUAGGAAAAUGGAUUUGAGCAGUAGUUGCUUUGCUGCCAUCAGGAUGGAAAAGGGUGCAAUUGACGAUGAGGAACUGACGAGUUUGAGUUGGUUACACAGUUCAGACCUGUUAAAAAAUAUGAAUGGAACUGAUUUGGAAAACGAUCCACUCUCAAAGGAGAAUGAUGUGAACGGUCUCUCAGACAGGUCAGGGAAUUUAAACUUGGCACACCCACCAAACGCACCAUACGAUGCCAAGCAACAGCUCAACAGCAAACCACCAUUCUCUUUUAGUUGCCUUAUUUUCAUGGCGGUUGAGGACUCUCCCAAUAAACGUCUUCCAGUCAAGGACAUUUACCAGUGGAUUUUAGAUCAUUUCCCGUACUUCCAGAACGCCCCGACAGGGUGGAAAAACUCAGUACGACACAACUUAUCUCUCAAUAAAUGCUUCAAGAAAGUGGAAAAAGAAAAAGGCCAGACAAUUGGUAAAGGGUCCCUGUGGUGUAUUGAUCCAGAGUAUCGGCCGAAUCUCCUACAAGCGUUAAAGAAGACCCCCUAUCAUCCAUACCACCACAUUUUUACAACUCCACCCCAGUCUCCGCAUAGCACACCACUUUCAACCAUAUCAAGUAUUUCAAAUACUCAAGGCUUGUUUUCAUCGUCUGCAGCUCAUUUGCCAAUAUUUCAACAUAUUCUACAACAGAACAACCAGAGAUUGCACCAGGGGAACCAUCGAUCAAUAGAUGAUACAGAAGCUGACGCAGCAGCAACCAUGAUGACCCUGACGACUCCCCCUGAUCAACGUGCGGCUGAACAUGCACGCUUGAAGCAAGAAACAACGAGUUUGUCAUCUGCUUCCCAGCUAUCCAAGGACUUCCAAAAAUGGACAAUGACGACUACUAAUAAUACAUCAGUAUUCAGACAACAACUCAGGCCGUGGUCUAUUAACAAUAAUGUACAAGACAAAAGAAAACCAAGAAUGACAUCAACACCUUUGAUGAAGGCGCGAAGCAAGCAGUCCACUCCACCUUGCAAUGAGGACCAUACAUACAGUAUGACUAGCUCUAUCAGCGUCCCGACUGAGAAUGGCAGUUUUUCCUCCGAGGAAGAUCCUCUUGAGAGCGACGGCAGUGAUUUCACAGAUGAGACGGAUUCCGAGAUGGAGCAUGACGGCAAGAUACUAAGACAUUUUGACAGUGGCUACAUUAAUGAUGACGGUUUUGAUGAAGAAUUGAAGCCAAUCAAGUUGGUCUGUGAUAGUAGCUUGCCGAUCAAGAAACGCGUUCCGCGGGCUAACUUUGCCGAGGAAGAGAUGAGAAUAGUGGAAGGUGCUGAUGCCUUGUUGAAUUUAGCAGGCAUUAAGACCACUUCCAUACCAAUCAGAUCAAUCAGCCCAAUACACAACAACAGUCAUUCUGCCAUUUCUACUGCCACCACGUCUUAAUAUCGAAGGUUAUACGUGAUACCGAGGGCAGAGUGCAAUUUGUGUAUUACAAUCGAUAUGUUCUGAAGGGCUGAAGAGUGUACAAUCAGUGAGUUGGGAUGUUCCUUAAAGAUGACUGGACAUAAACCGGACUUGCUCAAACGAGCUUCAAUUCUGUAUUCUUUUUUUUGUUUGUUUUUUCUUCAGUUGAGCCCAUUUAUGGAUAAUGCUGCCAUGUUGUCUGAUUCUUGGGGUUUAUUCAGGGAUCUUGUAAGUUAAAAUCAUGAAAAUGUCCUUCAAAUGAAAAUGAGUAGGGAGGGACGCGAAUAGUUUUACAAGGGUGUGGUGCUAGUAGCUUGAUGGUUUUCUGGUCAACAUAGUGACCACAUGCCGUAGGAUUACAGAGCGGGUAAAAAAAAACAAAAAACAAAUCAAGUCUUAGUUUGAAUAUUUUUUCUAUAAACAACUGCCAUUUAUCUCCUUACCCCACAGUAUUACUGCAUUCACACUUACAUACACAUGUCUCGUAGAAAUACUAUGGUAAAAAAAAAACACGCAUUGUUUAUAUAUAUGAUGCAAGUAGACUCCAUGCAGUUUCCAUAACAACCUAACAACCUUAAUACAAUUUAGCCUCAGACGAGCGGCACAUUUUCAGUCGACUUAAUUCGGCUUUAGUCUGCCUAGGAAUAUUCAAUCCCUUUAAUAGAGGGACAACAAAACUGAUGAAGACAAUGGUUCUAUUUUAGUACAGCUAUAACUGUUGUAUGUAAUUAUAAAAAAAAAAAAAGAUGCAAUAUUCACCAUGUGACAAAAACGGAUACAUGCCUUCCCGUGGCUGUGUCUAGUAAGAGGUGAAAUGAGAAAAGGCGAUUAGUAUAGCGAGAAUUUGACAACUGCUCACAAAGUGAAGUCAGGUUGG